AUGAAGAAAGUUCAAAGGAGCGAAAGUGCCUUGGGGGAAAUAUUUCCUGAAUCAGGAAAAGUCUCGGUUCGAAUAUCCAAGUUGUUUGAAGAGUACAUUCAGCUAUUUGAUGAACCAGAGAAAGCAAAACACUCAGAAGCGAAAGCAGUAGACAAGAAAAUCGACAAUCUCAAAAAGAUCAUAGAUGAAGCUGCCAAAGAAAUGGAAAGUGAACCUCCUAAACCGACAGUUGGUCAAUCCUCCAAUGACUCUCCAAACAACGACUCAAUGUUCAAGGGGGAGACUUCAUUAGCACCAAAGACAACCGAAAUGUCUUUUGAGGGGGAGAAUCCUAUUCUAUCCCCAACUCAUAAAGGUCCAAGCGAGGGGGAGCAUACAACACCAAACCCACCAAAUAAUAGUCAAAUCGAGGGGGAGAUUCCGACUCCCACAGAGGAUGAAAACUCUGAUCCUGACACAAGUUAUACUUCGCUAGUCGAGGGGGAGAAAGAGAAUAAAAAUGACGAAGAUGAUCAAUCAGAACUUGAAGAGGAAGUAAAUGUAGAGUUGGAUCCAGCCUAUGACCCAAAUUAUCCUCCUUUAGUGAAAUGGACCAAGGAUCAUCCCAAAACACAAAUCAUUGGUGAAUCAUCUGAGAAAAUUCCGGUAAUGAAGGAUGCCAUAGUCGCUUCUGUGGCUACGUUUCACACCAAGAAGAUCAUUAUUUAUGAUCCUACAAAGUUCCCUCACAAUGAAUCUAUACCUGAGACAGUGUAUAGCUAUGUCUCAGCCGAGAGUAAGGUCUUGGCUGAAUAUCGCAAGAUUCCUCCCAAGAAACUGAGAGUCUUAUCUUCUGAUCAACAGGCUACCUUGGAUGCUAUGGAGAAGCCUGGAAAUCAAGGAAAAAGGGCUACUACCAUGAAAGGGACAACCGAGGAUGAUAAGUCUAAGUCAAGGAAGCGAAAGUAUGAGAAAGGGGAUUCUUCUAAUCCAAAGAAGAUUAAGAAGAUGGCGAAGAAAUCCAAGAGUCCCUCUCCUUCUAGAUCAGAAAAUGAUGAGGAGGAUGAAGAAGAGGAAAUUCAUCAUGUAUCACCGAGAGGUAACAUUCCUCCCCGAUCCCCCACUCCAACCGAAUCUCUUCAUGUCAAACUUCCAACACCACCUCCAUCACCAAAACGGACAGUUCUUAUUUUAGUUGCUCCUGCUCCCCCACCUACCACAUCUCAAACAACAACUUCUAUUCCACCACCACCACCCGUUACUACCAUUCCCAUUUCUACAACUCCAAUCCCUCCUCAUAUUAUUUCCCAAUCAACUUCCACUACUAUUCCAGAACCGACAGUAGGAGUCAACCCUGACAAACUGCUUCAUGCCAACAAGUCCUACAUUGUUGUUGUGCUCAAAGCUUUCUUGGAUACCGCUCUAGAGCAAUACACAGAGUCGAUUGAGAAAUCCACAAAGGCUGCUAACGAGUCUACUUCUUCUUGCAAGAAGGCCACUACUGAUGUUGUAGAAAUUGUUCACAGUACUCAGAUCUUUCUUGAGUCACUCAAAGGGCAUGUUGAGACCAGUACAACCAAGGUGAAUGCCUCUGUGGAUUCCUUAUCCAAAUCCCUUCAAGCGGAGAAAACAAUGUUUGAGGCUGUUCGUUCUUCCAUACAAGCAGAGAACACUUCACUUAUCAGUUCUGUAAAUUCUCGGCUUGAAUCUCUUCACGCUGAUUUAGCAAAGGAGAGCCAAGCCUCCAUAAUUGAAGUACAGAAGGUGCAGCUUGCUCAAGCUGAAAAGGAAAUUUCCUUAUUGAAGACGGAGAGGGCUGUCUUUCGUAGCUGUGUUGAGGAUGUCAAGGAUAUGCUAACCAGUAUCCUUGGUGCUCAUGAUCCUAUCCUUACUUUGACUAUAAGGAAUCAUCUCACUUCAAAAAUUCUUCCUGCCCUUGCAUUGUUACACGAGAUGAAGGGUGUUUCGGAGAGACUCAUAUCUCCAAAACAAGGGGGAGAAGGUUCUCAACUGAAGGUUAUUGUGAAAACCGAAACUGAAUCACCCCAACCGAAAGUCAAAGUUACAACCGAACCGAAGGGUAAUGAAGCUUCGAGUUCUGGUUCUCAAGAUAAAAAGAAGGGGAUUGAUGAUGAUAGUGAUGACGAAGAAGAAGACACUAUUGCUGAGGCUCUUAAGAGAAAGAAGAACAGAGAGUUGGAUGAAACCUUGAAAAUUGCAAGGGAGGCUGAGGAAUGGGAAAGGAGGAAUAAGGAAGAAAAAGAAGCCUUAAACUACAAGAAGGCCUUGUUUCCCCUUUGGACAAAAGAAACACUUAUCAAUGAGGCAAUAGAGUUUCCAAGCAUCUACUAG
Messenger RNA from Lactuca sativa (garden lettuce), 2331 nucleotides. Lineage: Eukaryota; Viridiplantae; Streptophyta; Magnoliopsida; Asterales; Asteraceae. The record is from RefSeq and is a predicted model, not a curated record.